CCUGGCUCCCAGCCGACCCCUCCCCCCAGCGUUCUGGCUGGUGGGGAAAUCACUAGGGGCUGGAGCCAAUCCGCGCCGUGGGGCGGGAGGCCCCGGCCAUCCGCAGCCGCCCAAGGACUCCCUGUCCCGGCCCCUGGCACACGCGUCUCGGUCCCGGUGCCUGCAGCCGCCCUGCCCGCCUCCGCCUUCCUCAGCUCCCCUCCGCCGGCGGCUCCCUCCCCCCCUCCCGGGGGGCUCUGUCUCUCCGGUCGGUCCCCGGCCCCUCCGGUCGCCUCCGGUCGGUCCCCGGCCCCUCCGGUCGGUCCCCUUCCUCUUUCCCACGCGCUCUUCCCUUCUCCGCCUUUCAUUUCCCCUUUCCCCCGUUCCCUCCAUCCCCUGCCCCCUGGUGAUUCCUCAGGCCCUCCUGCCUUCACUCCUCCUUUUCCCCAUUCUCCCGCUUCUCCCCCCCGGGCCGGUCCGUCUUUCCUUUUUCAUUCCCUCUUUCCCCUCUGCUCGCCCUUCCCCGUCCCCUUCUGGCUUUUCCUCUCCCUUCGGGUCUCCUCUAGUUCCCAUUCCCUUUCUUUCUUUCUUUCUUUCUUUCUUUCUUUCUUUCUUUCUUUCUUUCUUUCUCAUUUAAUCUCUUCUUUCUUUCUUUCUUUCUUUCUUUCUUUCUUUCUUUCUUUCUUUCUUUCUUUCUCAUUUAAUCUCUUCUUUCUUUCUUUCUUUCUCAUUUAAUCUCUUCUUUCUUUCUUUCUUUCUUUCUGUCUGUCUGUCUCCCCCGCCCCAGGAUCUCGGGUCAGGUCUAACAGACCGUCCUGGGGGCUCGACCUUUCCAUUUCUUCGCACAAGACCCAAGGCGCCCCCCCCGUCCCGCCCCGCCGGGGGUCUCUGUCCCUCCCGGGGCUCCGAGCCGCCGAGAUGCCGACGGGAUUUCAGCAGAUCAGCAGAGAGGAGGGGGACGAAGUCCCGCGGGAAGCCAGGCCGAGGGUAACCUCGACCCUGGUGUUGUCGGUCUUCACGGCCGUGCUGGGGUCCCUGCAGUGCGGGUACAACAUCGGUGUCAUAAAUGCCCCCCAAAAGAUUAUCGAGCAGAACUACAAUGCCACCUGGCUGGCACGGCACAACUCGCCCAUCGACCUGGCCACGCUCACCACCCUCUGGUCCCUGUCGGUCGCCAUCUUCUCCAUCGGGGGCAUGAUCUCCUCCUUCCUGGUGGGGGUCGUCUCCGAGUGGCUGGGCAGGAAGCGGGCCAUGAUCAUCAAUAACGCCCUGGCCUUCCUGGGCGGGGCCCUCAUGGGCCUGGCCAAGCUGGGCUGCUCCUACGAGAUGAUGAUCCUCGGGCGGUUCCUGAUUGGGGCCUACUCAGGGCUGGUUUCUGGCUUGGUGCCCAUGUACGUGGGUGAAAUCUCCCCCACCCACCUGCGGGGGGCGCUGGGGACCCUGCACCAGCUGGCCCUCGUCAUCGGGAUACUCAUUGCCCAGGUGUUCGGGCUGGACUCCCUCCUCGGCACCCCCGACCUCUGGCCCCUGCUCCUGGGUCUGACCGUGGCCCCGUCGGCCCUGCAGCUGGUGCUUUUCCCCUUCUGCCCCGAGAGCCCCCGGUACCUCUACAUCGUCCGCAACAAGGAGUCCAAGGCCAAAGAGAGUUUGAAGCGGCUGACGGGGUGCGGCGACGUGAGCGAGGCGCUGUCAGAGAUGAAGGAGGAGAAGCGGCGCAUGGACAUGGAGCGCAAGGUCUCCAUCGCCCAGCUCUUCCGCUGCCGGAUCUAUCGCCAGCCGCUGCUGAUCGCCGUGGUGCUCCAACUCUCCCAGCAGCUCUCCGGCAUCAACGCGAUAUUCUAUUAUUCCACCAGUAUCUUUGAGUCGGCCGGGCUGGAGCAGCCGGUGUUUGCCACGAUCGGCGCUGGGGCCAUCAACGCCGCCUUCACCGUUGUUUCGCUGUUCCUGGUGGAGCGGGCAGGCCGCCGGACCCUGCACCUGGUGGGGCUGGCAGGCAUGAUGGUGUGUGCCGUGGUGAUGACGGUGGCGUUGGUGUAUCUGGAGCGAGUGCCGGCUAUGAGCUACAUCAGCAUGGUGGCCAUCUUUGGCUUUGUGGCUUUCUUCGAGAUUGGGCCGGGGCCCAUCCCGUGGUUCAUCGUGGCCGAGCUCUUCAGCCAGGGGCCCCGCCCGGCAGCCAUAGCGGUGGCCGGGUGCUGCAACUGGACCUGCAACUUCAUCGUCGGCAUGGCCUUCCAGUCCAUGGCGGACAUCUGCGGGCCUUAUGUCUUCCUCAUCUUCGCGGCCCUCCUCCUGGGUUUCUUCCUCUUCACCUACUUCAAAGUCCCUGAGACGCGGGGCCGGACCUUCGAUCAGAUUGCUGCCGCCUUCCGACGCACCCCGUCUCUGCUAGACCACGAAGUCAAACCCUCCACCGAGCUGGACUGUCUGGGGCCAGACGACAACGCCUGACCCAGGGCGGGAGCGAUCGGCCAGAGAGAGAGAGACAGAGACACAAGAGGAAUGUAACCGUAACCGAGCACUUUAACGACACAGCAAGGUUUAGAGAUUUUUAGAAUAGUUGUUUUGUUUUUAGAUUUGUGGGUUUUAUUUUUAAGAUUAUACAUAUUAUAUAUAUAUAUAUAUAUAGCAAGAGAGUGAUUGUGUUGUAUGUGUGUGUGUGUGUGUGUGUGUGUGUUUAUCAGGGGCAUGGAGAUAAAGUUGUGUUGAGAGCUGCGGAAGGAGCUCGGUUAAGUGACAAAGGAAGGGGAACCUGGAGGAGAAUCCAGCUCAGCUGGUUGCCUGCUCUUGGAAUUGGAGGCAGGGAAAGACCGCCCCGAGAGCAUAUCCAGCAGCUGAAACAGAUGUUCAGGCAUUCUCGAGCAGCGUAUGACAGUAGUAGGCUCCAAAACCGUUGACUCCAAUGGGAUUCUGCGUCGAUUCAGAGACAGGAGACUUUUCUACCGAUGAGAAGGUAGGAGGAAGAUGCAAAACUCUGGUGGAGUUCUUUCGGUCCUACCGAACGUUGAGCCAAAGGGCCAGAAUGAGCGAGAUCUCCUCCCUAGCUCUCGGCGUUAGAGCGCGGAAGGUUGGAGCAAGAAGGCCAUGCGUCAUGGACGCCAUCAAAUGCCCUGCCUCCGUCGCUGAAAGGCAAGGCUCCCACAGACAGGAGCCGUGGCUCUCUGCCCUAUGCAUGGUCCAUGUAGUACAGUGGCCCGUGUCCGAGAGUGGCCAGCACUUGAUCCUUUGGAGGAAACCGUUCAGCGAUACAGUGGAGUCACCUCUUAACUCCCCAUGGCUGGCAAUUGACUCCUAGUGGCAAGAACUUCCAUCCUUUUCCGUCCAAGCCAGCAGAACUGAGGUCUGGAGAUGGGAUCUCCUACGGUCCCCACCAGUUUGGGGCAUCGUGCCAGUUUUGAGCCUAAAGCCAAUCAGCUCACAGGCAUAUUGUUCGUUAAGUUGAUGAGCGGGAUUUCCUGGAUGCUCUGACCUGGGACAUCCCUUCCCAUCCAUCUUCUGAGGUUUGUAGGUGGUCUGAGGGGACCUCACCACUCUUCCUGGAAAGCGAUUGUCAAGAGAAGAUGGUCAGCUCAUCUUUGGAGGAGAAUUGGUUGCGAGGGGCAGACGAGGGGGGAAAAGCUAUCGCCCAACGUGGGGAAGCUUUUGAGAAAGGGUGCGUUGGGUUUUGUGAAUUGCAGUCCGCACCAGUUGCAAGUCAACGCAGAACGUGGGACAUCCGCUCCACAGCUCAUGUCUACAGGGACAAGGAAUGGCCAGAUUGGAUCAGACCCACGGUCCACCUAGCUUGCUAUUGUGUUUUAACAUGAUGGUGUCCUCAGCCUUGCACACUUACAACCUCCUCGCUACAACUGGCAAAAGGCCCCGCAAAGCCCAUUGGAUAUGUGUUGGUGGCCGGCAGAAGACAAGAUGCUAUGAAGACUGUGCUCAGAAGUCCAGGACAAUUUGCUAGUUAAAGACGGUGGGAUCAUCGGUUGGUUUGGUUUUUUAAAGAAGGAUGUAAAUACAGAAGCAGCCAGAACAGAGCUGUUAUAAUUACUGCUCUCCAUUUCGGCUGCUGGAUGACCGAUGGAAGUCUGAAGACAGCCAGCUGAGUUGACCUACAAAGACCAACCUUGCUAAAAUUUUAGCGAUUAGACCCGACACUCCAUCAUGCCAGCUGUUGUGGGUGGGACAAAAGAAGAACCCAUUUAAGCAGAUCACAGGCACAAGAGACGAAUAGCUGAGCUUGAAGAGAGUUUAUGGACGAAGCCAGGAAGCUUCUGAACGGUUAGUAGGAUCUGAGAGAGUUUCUGUUUUGUAAUUAACGGAGGCGCUUGUCUUCAUGUCAGGGACACAUGGAGGGGCAUUAGCGCAUUAUGUGACCUUUUGUAUUUCAGCGAGAAGAAUGUAAGUAAUUCUUUGUAUAUAAAGGACAGAGUCAAACAGAG
Molecule: messenger RNA, 4403 nt
Organism: Caretta caretta (loggerhead turtle)
Lineage: Eukaryota; Metazoa; Chordata; Testudines; Cheloniidae
Gene: SLC2A4
Product: solute carrier family 2 member 4
Biological process (GO): cellular response to insulin stimulus; dehydroascorbic acid transport
Cellular component (GO): endomembrane system; perinuclear region of cytoplasm; plasma membrane
Molecular function (GO): D-glucose transmembrane transporter activity
Source: RefSeq, a predicted model, not a curated record